This is a messenger RNA of Clonostachys rhizophaga, 198 nucleotides long. The record is from the annotation of a GenBank genome assembly. Lineage: Eukaryota; Fungi; Ascomycota; Sordariomycetes; Hypocreales; Bionectriaceae.
AUGACAAGCGACGGCACACCCACCUCAUAUAUUGGCCUGAUCGCCGCAAAUGGGUCAUUUGAUCCGGGUGCGUUUCAUUACCAACGGACCAACAAGCCUGCCCAGCCUGCACCGCCUGCCGAGAGCGGUGACGGAAAAAGCCGAAACCCUCCCAAACUUGCAACUGACAACCUGCAAAUUCGGCCCAAGAAAAACUAG